CGUGGUGAUUAGACAGUUCUUGUGUUUUUUUUGAUUAUUUAAGAUAAUAUCCGCAGGUUUAGAUGUUUGAUCAGGUCUUCGAAUAUUUCAAAUAGUUUCUAUUGGUUUGGAUGUUUGACCAAUCUUGUACGUCGUGCUGUCUAGACAGUUUUUGUGAUUCUUUGAAUAUUUAAAAUAGUUUCUACAGGUUUGGACGUUUGAAUAGGCCUUUGAAUAUUUAAAACAGUUUCUGCAACUUUCAACAUUCGUCUAGUCUUGUAAAUCUUGACAGUUCUUGUGAUUCUUGUAUAUUUAACAAAUUCAGAUGGCUGUGAUUAUUUGAUAGCAUUGGUUAUUUAAACAGUCUUUAAAGUUUUGAAUAUUUGACAAUUCGCACGAUUCAAUAAAAUUCUUCAAAUGAUCUUCAUAGAGAAGUAAAAGUAACCCAAAAAUUGCAGUCCAAUGGCAUCACAAGAAUUACCGAAAACUUUGUCUACACCCCAAAACAAUUCCAAAACUCUUUCUCAAAGUGACACGACAUUCAGCACAACUGCAUCGAGGAAUAUACGAAUCGAACGAUUUUUCAAUCCUCAGUAGAAGGAAAUGAAUCAGAUCGUUUAAAAAUAUUGAAAAAAAGUUUUCAGACUGUUUCUUGUACAGUGGCUAAGGUUGCCACAAGUUUUCAGGAAAGUUACAAUAAAAAUAAUUCCCAAAGAGUUCAUUUUCAAUCUGUGAAGAGAAUUUUGAUAACCGUGAAUUAGUGAAGAUACUUUACGCAGAACGAAUAGGACCAUAACUUAUUGGCCUUGCAGAGCGCAUUUUAGAGGGAGAAAGUCGCGGUUGCAUUGAAAGCCAGCGAGUCUGAAGCGUUCGCCGCCUGACGAAACAGUACCAAGUAUCAUUCUGCUCAAUCGCGCCGUAGCACGACAAGCGUGUCUACUUAAAAUAAUCGACAAUAAAACGAUCCUCGUGUUGGCGUCGUUUGUCGCGGAGUAGGCGCGAAUCUUGUAUAAAAAUAGACUGUACAUAGGCUACUCGAUUUCAACAUUUGCAUACAUGACAAGGAAGUAGUAUUUCUGAUAGACAUUGUCGCUGCUUUUUUUCCUCGGUUCGACGUUGAAUACUUGGUGGAGUGUUGUGGAAUAUCCAAUGAAAAAAUUGCAAAGAUCUCCGUUCGGUAUGAUUGAGGCUUGCAAAGUGCUUCGAUGACGAUUGCUGAUUUUUUUUGUAACGCUUGGAGUUAGAUGAUCGAUCUUUGAUUUAGUGUUUGGAUAACGUGUUGGUAUUAAAGGAUAUUAGUUCCAAAUAUUUCUGACGUAUCUACAGAGGCGCAGAAGUGCAUCCUAAGGUGCUAAGGUUGUAAGAACGAGGAUUUCAAAAAUCUUUGGCAGAACACUCCUCAAGGAAACAGGAUAUACUUCCUACAUUCUCUCCUGUAAAGAGAUACAAGGAGAUCCAACAUUGCGAAACCACUAAAUUCCACUAAAUUGCCAUUUGAAGUCAUUUAGCCGAAAGAAUUUCCAAGCUAUUUUAUCUAGGAAAGCAAAAGUAGACCGUAGACCAGUUGCAGUAAAAAAUCUCCAAAGAGUUCUUUCCAAAUCCUUAACGAAAGAAAUUCAAUUUUAUACAACAAGAAUUCCAAAACACACAGGAACACGCAAAUAGAUUCAAAACUGCCAAAACCAAUUGCAAUACAAACAUCUCCUGAAAAUUUCCAGAUCUCUUUCCAUAACAAGAAAAAAAAUCUCAAAAUUAUGCCCUGUCCGAAACUUCAAUCCAUCCUAAACACAACAAACCGCACUUUCCCUAAAAGUUUUUACCCAUUGACACGUUGACUGCCAUGAAUAAUCGUCAAAAUUCCUACGAGGCUAAACUUUUGUUUUCAUACAAUUAGAAACGACACAAUCUAACAUCUGCGGUAGUACUUCAUUUUUAUGAUCUCUAGAAUUUACCCGUCUUAUCCAAAUCAAUUUUCUCCGACACCUCGCUUUCAGAAUUAAUUUAUUUAUUCCUCAUUCCUCGUCCUUGGCAUCCAUAUGUGGGUGACGUGGCGGUCAACGUGUUAAAGUUAAAAAGUGCCCCGCCUGAAAUCGUCGACACGCGAGACAGUCGGGUGGCGGAGGCCUACCGAAAAGUCUCUAAAAAAGAUUCUCUAGGGAGUUGACAAAAGAAAGGAACGAAAACGAAACCGGUCUGAAUCUCUGCACGAAGAACGAUAUCGCGAGCAGUCGGCAGCACGCGCUCAGAACCGCAUCGGAACGCGUCAGUCCGGGAGGUUAUCUCUCCAGCGGAUAUCGGGUUGUCGAAUGACGGUGACUCCGUCGGUCAGCGCGCUCUUUCUCGAGCAGAGUCGUUCGCGAAUGUGACGAGAGGGUGCACGAUGCCGCAGGAGAACGAGAUAACCGCGUUGGUGAACGGUGGUACCGAUGGUGCGUCCUUGAAGGAGGAUCGACAACCGAAGGAGAUCUUCGGGGAGGAUCUGCCGAAGGACAAGGUCGAAGGUGGACAGGGGCACCAGGAGGACCCGAACGGGAUGCCCGAGCUAAAGGACGACGUCGUCCAGGCUGACGACGAGGAGGUCGCCUUGAAUCUCGGAGAACCCUCUCCGGAAGUAAUGGAGUACGCCAGAAGGGAGAUAGGGGAGACGGAAGAGGUCAAGUGUCGAACCAUUCAAGAGCUGAGGGACAUGAUUUACGAGAGGGGUGAGUGUCAGCCACACAGGAUGGACGAUGACUUCCUGAUCAGAUUCCUGAGAGUAAGAAAUUUCAACGUCCAUCGCGCCCAUCGAUUGAUAGUGAAUUACUACAACUUCAAAGAGGAACACCCAGAAAUUCAUCAGGAUGUGAGCCCAUUGGAGAUGAGGUACAUCGGGGACGACGACGUGAUGACGGUGCCGGCGUACAGGACCCAGUGCGGCAGGAGGAUAAUGAUCUAUCGAUUGGGUAACUGGAAUCCGAGGAAAUAUCCCGUGGAGGAAAUCUUCAAGGCCACGGUUCUCAUCCUCGAGCUGGGAGUCCUGGAGCCAACCGCACAGAUUCUUGGUGGCGUCGCCAUUUUCGAUCUACAGGACAUCAUGAUGGCACAUGCGUGGUCAAUCACUCCACAGGUGGCCAGUAUGGUGAUAGCUCUGAUGGUGUCGGCGUUCCCUAUGAAGACCCACGCCAUACACAUCCUCCAUCAGUCCUGGGUGUUCGAUGUGAUGUUCGCCGUGUUCAAGCCGUUGCUAGACGUCAGGAUGCAGAACAAGAUUUUCUUCCAUGGCAGCAAUAUGGAGAGCCUCCAUCAGCACAUCUCGCCCAAUCACUUGCCGAAGAAGUAUGGCGGAACGCGGGAGGAAUUGCCUUACUACAAGUGGAUCGACAACCUCAGCAAAACCCCUAGGAUCGUCAAAGAGAUGAAGCAACUCGGUUACGUGGUACCCCCAGAGAUCUCCAAUAAAAUGGGACAUCUGCUCGACGACUGAGCCCGACAGGAACUCCUGGGAUCAUACUUCUCAAACAAUUUACUUGCACUUUCAAUUAAUACUUGUACUCACUUUCUGGUGGCGCGCUAGUUUGUACAAAGCGUUUCACAGGAUAACAUACACCUCUUAUAUUUCCUUAAAUUUGUAUCGUCCUCACCAUAGCGUAUUCUAUCUUCCCCUAAUUAAAUGGUUGAUGUUUCUUUAAA
This is a messenger RNA of Hylaeus volcanicus, 3648 nucleotides long. Its product is annotated as alpha-tocopherol transfer protein-like. The transcript is spliced from 4 exons. The record is from RefSeq and is a predicted model, not a curated record. Gene Ontology annotation, cellular component: membrane. Lineage: Eukaryota; Metazoa; Arthropoda; Insecta; Hymenoptera; Colletidae. Bases 2360 to 3442 code for a protein of 360 amino acids. Gene Ontology annotation, molecular function: phosphatidylinositol bisphosphate binding.